Molecule: messenger RNA, 2264 nt
Organism: Aspergillus neoniger CBS 115656
Lineage: Eukaryota; Fungi; Ascomycota; Eurotiomycetes; Eurotiales; Aspergillaceae
Product: C6 finger domain protein
Exons: 2
Coding region: 1-2070 (689 amino acids)
Biological process (GO): cellular response to starvation; regulation of DNA-templated transcription
Cellular component (GO): nucleus
Molecular function (GO): RNA polymerase II transcription regulatory region sequence-specific DNA binding; DNA-binding transcription factor activity, RNA polymerase II-specific; zinc ion binding
Source: RefSeq, a predicted model, not a curated record
AUGAACGCGGAAGCGAAGGAGCAAGAUUCCCCAGCUCCCUCGGCUGAGCGCACGGAAGCCAGCCAGGAGAUAAGUGCCGCCGGAGAACAACCCGACAAGCCGAAGACCGAGGCCAACGGCGACGGGACUGCGAAUGGUGCCUCCGCGAAUGGCCAGAAGCCCAACCCGAAAGACCCGUCUAGACCCCGGAGGAAGAAGGCGAGACGGGCUUGUUUUGCUUGCCAGCGCGCACACUUGACUUGCGGUGAUGAGCGACCGUGUCAGCGGUGCAUCAAGCGCGGUCUCCAAGAUGCGUGUCACGACGGGGUCCGGAAGAAGGCCAAGUACCUCCACGAUGCGCCGGAUGGAGCGUUGAUGCCGGGGAUUGGCGGGACCUUCUACAACAAUCCCAUGCGCAACAGCCUGCCCUUGUCUCGGAAUGGCGCCAAUGCCGUGAACGCGACCGGUCAGCAGAGCGCUGGCGCAAACUUCUAUCCUACUCCCCAGUCGACUACCUAUGUCUACCAAGAGAAUACCAUCAACCAAGGCUCGUUUCCUUCGCAAUCGCCGGUGUCGCCAACCUUUAACCUCAAGGCUACUCCUACGGCUCGAACCAACAGCCUCCCCUCCGUCAACCCGCAACCACCGUCUACGAGCGUCUCCGGUCCCCCAGGCCAGGGUCAAAAUCCGUUCGCCGGUCCCUUCUUCGAUCCCAGUGAUCCCGCUCUCUUCAACUUUGACCUUUCCAGCAUGAAUUUUGAGAACCGAUACGGUGCGUUGGAGUUUGGCAUGCUAGGACACAUGGCGACGGGGGCGGGCGAUUCACCGAGUGAUUCGGCCACGCAGCGCGGGUCUAUGGGGCGCAGUGGCUCGGCACAAUAUGCUUCAACUCCCAUUACUGGGGCACCAGGCUUUGGGGAAAGCCCAGGCAACCAGCAGCCGUUCAUGUUUGGGGAUCCGCUCCUCAAUGAAUGGCCCAGCGGACAGGCCCCGGGACAACCGCAUAUGCCGGGGGUUUAUCCGCAGUCGGGACAAGGCAGCGCGAUUCCUGGACAUUUGAGCAAAGCGGAUGCGCCGCAUGCAUUUGCCAUCGAAAGCGGACCGGCCAAUUUCAACAGUCCCGGUGCGACGACUAGCCCGCAGAUGACGACUGGGCUUGAGGAGACCCCGUUUCACAGUGCGGUGGCAAGCAAGUCGAACGGGUUAGCCCCGCAUGGACAACAACGACCGAUGAUUACAACACCGAGCUUGAAGCAUCAGAACUUACAGGUCGGCGUGCGGCGACGACAACGCAACCCGUCGGCCAUCUACGACAGCGUCAAGGAGCCGUACGCAUACACCAGCCGCUUUCACGGCCUCACGGCAUUCAUUCAAAGACGUUUCCCGCCGCAGAAGACGCUGCAGAUCGCCAAGGCGCUGGCGUCGAUCCGGCCGUCAUUCAUCGCGACGACCAAGACGCUCAACCGGGACGACCUGAUCUUCAUGGAGAAGUGCUUCCAGCGGACGUUGUGGGAAUAUGAGGACUUUAUCAACGCGUGUGGCACGCCAACCAUCGUGUGCCGUCGGACGGGCGAGAUCGCCGCUGUGGGCAAGGAGUUCAGUAUCCUGACGGGAUGGAAGAAGGAUGUGCUGCUCGGCAAAGAGCCGAAUCUCAAUGUCAACACGGGCGGUUCAUCAAUGCCGAACUCCGGGGCGUCGUCGCGCAGCUUCACGCCUCGGUCGACAGUGGACAGUACGCCCGGGCGCCCGCAGCCAGUAUUCCUGGCAGAGUUAUUGGAUGAUGACAGCGUGGUGCAGUUCUAUGAGGAUUUCGCACGGCUGGCGUUUGGCGACUCGCGCGGUAGUGUGAUGACAACGUGCAAGCUGUUAAAGUACAAGACGAAGGAGGACAUGGAGGGCGCUGCCGCAGAGGAUAACCAGCGCUGGAACAACCACUUGCGCAAGGGGGGAAUCGCCAGCGAGGCGGGGAUGAACCAGCUAGGGUUCAAGGACGGCAAGGUCGAAUGUGCGUACUGCUGGACAGUGAAGCGAGAUGUAUUCGACAUACCGAUGUUGAUUGUGAUGAAUGUGAGUAUACCAGUGUUCCUGUGAUGUGAUAAUGAGGAUGGUGAUGCUAAUGAGGGUAUAGUUCUUACCGUGCAUUUGAUUUAUGAUCAUAUUUGUUUCAUGUUCAUACCCGGGCCGGAUAUCAAAAAGGAUGAUUGUUGAUUAUUUUACCGCUAGCCUUUUUUUGUUUUGCCAAUGACCGGAAGCAAUCUGGUCUUGUAUUGGUACAUAUUGCUACU